GUAAAGAGCAAAGUAGCCCAGAGUCACAGCCUGACACAGUAGCUGCAAGCACUUCAAAAACACAGCAACCAGAGUACAUUGACCUCGUUAGCUCAGAUGAAGAGGAUCAAGUCGAAGAAGUCACUCGGUGUGCUGCUCAAUCAAGCCAGUCAACUCAUUAUAAUAUUCCUAUUAUCGACCUCACAAAAGACGAUGAUGUUUUACCUGUGCCUUCGCGAUACGUCCCUCCAGUCUGUACUUCCCACCGCAGCAAGCCUGCCCCAUUUAGCAGAUCACCAGUAAGUACACGUGAUUAUCUUGGUGAUGAUCUUCGUCAUCAUCAAUACAGGAUAUAUAAGCGCAUGACUCUAAGAGACCAUGCUACUGUAACAGCAAGAGCUAUAGUUGGUCGCUGUGUUGAAUGCACACACUUCUUUACUCCCAACGACCCCCCUCUCAGCAAAAAAAUCGGAUACCCGAUAUGUGUUGGAUGUGGCUUAUUGUAUAGCACAAUAAGACUUAAAAACGAAAAUCCAGAAGAUGUCAAACGCUGGUUGUGUAGUGGAGACCUCCCGAUCGAGACGUGGGAGAAUGAGAUCGAUAACGAUAAAGAAAAGAGGUUGGUGGAGAGCCGAUCUUACUGGAUGGAAAUAAGAUAUAGGCAGAGAGCAUCAAAAGAUCGCAACUACCCGGAUUAUAGAAAUGGAAUACCCACCAAAGAUGAGAUAUAUCAACUUUACUUGGAUAGCGAGUGUAAGUGUGCAAUAACAGGAUGGGUAUGCCACUUUGCAAAGAAGAAGAGACAGAAGUCGUGGUCGGUCACAUUUGAUCACAUUGUCCCUCUCUCCACAGCCCCGUAAACCCAUGGACGAUCUCAAACAUCCAAGUGAUGUGUUACCUUUUAAAUCAAAUUAAAGGUAGCCAUUCGGACGAUGAGGUACGUCGAUGGUUUACGCUCUGGAAGGAUGCACAGGUUUGAGAAAAAUCCAUUCUGUUGAAUUGCCACUUCAC
Backusella circina FSU 941 is the source of this 990-nucleotide messenger RNA. NCBI's taxonomy places the organism in Eukaryota, Fungi, Mucoromycota, Mucoromycetes, Mucorales, Backusellaceae. The record is from the annotation of a GenBank genome assembly.